AUGCAGUCGCCGAGAGCAGCAAACCUGGAGCAGGACGACCAGCGCCGGGUCUUCGUGACCUUCAAGGAGGGCAAGCGCCUUCUCAAGAAUCUCACCAAGCUCACGAAGCCAGAUGUCUGCAAGCACUUCCGGGAUGAGGACAAGCGCCUGGCCCGCGAGCUGCAGGAAAUCCUCGAGGAGCUCCUCAAGGAGCUCGAGACGCAGCUCUCCAUGCCGUGGAGCCGGCAACCUGAGCGCCAGACGUCGGAGGGAUGGAGCAGACAGUCCUCCCCUUUCGGGGCAUCGUGGCUCCAGAGUGGGACAGAUGAUGGCAGCGGCCACCUGAUCCCUUACUGGAUCGACUGCAGUAGCGGCCUGACCGUCUGGUCAAGACCAGAUGGGCACAUCCUUGACUUGGUUCGCCUUGGGCAAUCCGUCGAGGAACUUCAAGACAAGGUGAGCUCCACCGCAGACAAGACGGACCACCUGGUAGCGGCCGAGGCGCUCCCUUUCGAGCUCAUGCCGGUGUACCCGGACACGGAUGUUAGCAGCUCCAUCCUUCCCUGGAAGUGCCUCAAGCUGAGCUGCACGGCCCAGCUCGUCAUCUGGGUCGCUUCGCUGCUGACGGUCCUCCUCGAUCCUGUCUACUACGACACGCCCAUUGCACCCAGGGAGCUCUACGACCCUCGAGCGCUGACGAAGAUGUCCACCGCUUGGCCCCACAAGCGCUUCCGGCCCUCUGCCAUCGCCUGCGCCGGCGACGACACCCUCUACAUCGGAGACCAGUUCGCUGUCUAUGCCGCGGACAUCUACUGGACGGGCGAGAAGAUCGAGGUGCACAGCGCGGACACCCACACCAGGAGCGCCCGGAUGCGUCACGCCCUGCACGACCGGCUCGUGGCCACAGUCGGAGCCACGGAGACUUUGCAGCUUCAAAAUCUGACGGUGCAGCCGGCGAUACCAUCUCUGGAACUGGAGUCCGCGUGGUCCAGCCUAGCCGUCAUUCGCCAACAGGGAAAGAUCUUGUUUCUGUCGGCGGAUGGGCAGAAGAUCCUGGAGAAGUCCUUGUACCCGUGGAUCCCUGCGAAACGCACCUGGCGCCUGGGCCCCACGCUGCCGCACAAGCGGCUCCUGGCGAUCGCCGUGGUUGAGGGCCGGCACGCGGCCACCUGCACCCGCAGGCACUCCGGCUUUGUGAACAUGGGCUGGGCCGUCAUUGCGGCCACCGACUCUGGCCAGGUGGUUACCUUGUGCCCUACACAGUAUGACGAGCUCCACCCGGUCGAGAUGCUCCUCUCUUUGCGCCGGCGUUCGGUCGCCGGCACGGUGGUGGAGAUCAUCGACUCGCACACGGGAUCCAAGUCCCCGCGGCGGCAGCGCAUCAUCGGCAUGGUGGCGGACUACGGCCUGGAUGUCCUCUGGAUUCUCUCGCAGACCUCGGAUGGUGAUGGAGAGGUCCUCGUCUUCGACUUGCAGACAAGGGACAUCGCGCACAACUGGCCGCUCCCGUCGGGGCGGUGGUGGGUACCCGGCCUUUGUGAUCUGGGACCAGGUCAGGGAAUGCUGCUCGGUGCCGCCGCAGACACCAAGCGACAUGCGGGUGCCGAGAUAUGGCGGUUCCUGCCGGUUCUGGGACGCCGCCACAGAAGGGCGUAUACAAGAGCUCCCGACGAGCACCGGCAGUAUCUACUGUCGUGA
Symbiodinium natans is the source of this 1677-nucleotide messenger RNA. The record is from the annotation of a GenBank genome assembly. Lineage: Eukaryota; Dinophyceae; Suessiales; Symbiodiniaceae.